AUGGCAAUUUUCGAGGUUUUGAUGUUGCCGUUUCGCAUCGCCCAGGGCGUGCUAUCCAUCAUAAUCCUCGGCCUCACGGCCUAUGUCAUCAACUCUUGGAACGGCAUCUUAUGGUGGGAGUCUCCUUCGCAGGUCAACUUCCUCCUCUUCUGCAGUCUCUGGACCCUCCUCGCCCUCGUUUACCUCGUUCUUGCGCCGAUGCGCUUCCAGGCGGCAGCUCACAAGUAUGCCAUUCUCGCAGCGGAGGCGGUCACGAUGAUCUUCUGGUUUGCAGGUUUCAUUGCGCUUGCAGUGCUUCUUGGUGAUAUUAGAUGUGGGAGGUGGGGAGGCGUGUGUCGCGCCAGUCAGGCGGCCACGGUCUUUGGUGCUUUCGAAUGGCUCUUAUUCACUGCGACCACUGUUGCCGCUGCGUUGCACGCCUUCGGCUUAGGAUCGAGUCGUACGAAACAGCACGAUCCUGCGAUCCAGGUCCAGCCGCAAGUCUAA
This is a messenger RNA of Venustampulla echinocandica, 486 nucleotides long. RefSeq lists its product as uncharacterized. Gene Ontology annotation, cellular component: membrane. The transcript has 3 exons. Bases 1 to 486 code for a protein of 161 amino acids. The record is from RefSeq and is a predicted model, not a curated record. Lineage: Eukaryota; Fungi; Ascomycota; Leotiomycetes; Helotiales; Pleuroascaceae.